Dermacentor andersoni is the source of this 818-nucleotide messenger RNA. The record is from RefSeq and is a predicted model, not a curated record. NCBI's taxonomy places the organism in Eukaryota, Metazoa, Arthropoda, Arachnida, Ixodida, Ixodidae.
AUGCGGCUACACACUGUGCCUUCGUGCUUCAAGGAAAGCCAGUCUGGCUGGGGCAUCUCCUGGUGGAUCAACCGCGAGCUAAUUCCCGUGCUCCACGUUGAACGCGGCAAGACGUACAAGUUUAUCGUGGAAGGCGGGGACGACAACACCACGUCGACCAACUACCACCCCUUCUACAUUACCGACAGCACCAAGGGCGGCGGCUCCAAGGAGAUUGCAUCCCUCGGCAAGCCGGGACAUCUCCUGUUCGCUGGCGUAUCCCUUGACGCUCAGGGUAAUCCCGUCGUCUCCAAGGGCGUGGCCACGGGUCGCCUCUGCGAGUGGAAAGAAGACCCGAAUGGCGCGAGCGACAAGGCCACCACGUGGGAGGAAUACAACAAGACGCUGAAGCUGGAGUGUAAGCCAGGUCAGCCGGGACAAUUCAGCUGGACCCCGGACUCAAACACGCCGAACGUCGUAUACUACCAGUGUUUCACGCACUACUUCCUUGGCUGGAAGAUAUCGGUGACCAAUGCUGGCGAGGAGGACAAGCCUCUCGGUGAAAUCAUCGAGGACGAGUCGGGCCGAGCGACCAGGCCUGUCCUUUUGUCGCCGCUGCUGCUUUUCGUCGGCUGCGUCCUCUCGCGGGUGCCCUGACACCCGCCGCCCCCUCUCUUGUUAACGCUGUUGUGGCGUUUUUUUUUUUUCUUAUCUUUGUAAUUUGUUUUCGUAACAUUCCUGCCUUAGUUUCCGCGAUAUCGUUCGUGCCUGCGCACAACGCCGUACACAAGUUGCCUUCUUUGCCGUUUUAGCCAAGACAACGAGUAAAUGAUUCGCAA